AUCAGAGAAAGCUGUCCGAAUAAAUGCUGUUGGAUCAGGCAUGGAACUGGACGAUCUUAAUGUUAUGCUUCGUUCGAAGAAUCUUGAAGGCAUUGUUAUACCCAAAGUUAGAUCAGCAGAUGAUGUUAAAUUUGUUAGUCGAAUGAUAGAUUUAAUAGCUCCUGAUGAGAGUCGGUCUAAAAUUCGUCUACUGGCAUCAAUAGAAAGUGCUUUGGCCAUUAUGAAUAUUAAACAAAUCGCAACAUCUGAUCCUAGACUUGAUGCACUAAUUUUUGCUGCUGAGGAUUAUUGUGCAGAUGUUG
This is a messenger RNA of Dentiscutata heterogama, 302 nucleotides long. Lineage: Eukaryota; Fungi; Glomeromycota; Glomeromycetes; Diversisporales; Gigasporaceae. The record is from the annotation of a GenBank genome assembly.